AUGGGUAGACCUAGCAAACACGCUGCUCAUAUGAGACAGCACCGUUUAAAUGAGACAAACGAAGAAAGGGAGAAACGUCUAUCUCAAAAGAGGAAAUCUACCUCAAUUGACAUUUCAAAAGAGACUUGUGAAGAGCGCAAAAAUAGGCUUUCAAUAAUGCGGGCUUACAUGAAAAAAGUUUUGUACAGGGAAAAUAUCGAAAAACGUACUCUCCGUCUCGGCCUGAUCCACGAUCGCCUAUCGAAUGAGACGGAAGAACAACGUGCCCACCGCCUCGGCGUGAUCCACAAUCGUCUAUUGAAUGAGACGCAAGAGCAACGUGCCCACCGCCUUGGCAUGAUCCACGAUCGUCUAUCAAAUGAGACGCAAGAGCAACGUGCUCACCGCCUUAGCAUGAUCCACGAUCGUCUAUCGAACGAGACGCAAGAGCAACGUGCCCACCGCCUUGGCAUGAUCCACGAUCGUCUAUCGAAUGAGACGCACGAGCAACGUGCUCACCGCCCUAGCAUGAUCCACGAUCGUCUAUCGAACGAGACGGAAGAGCAACGUGCUCACCGCCUCGGUGUGAUCCACGAUCGUCUAUCGAACGAGACGGAAGAGCAACGUGCUCACCGCCUCGGUGUGAUCCACGAUCGUCUGUCGAACGAGACGGAAGAGCAACGUGCUCACCGCCUCGGUGUGAUCCACGAUCGUCUAUCGAAUGAGACGGAAGCGCAACGUGCCCACCGCCUCGGCGUCAUCCACGAUCGUCUAUCGAACGAGACAGAAGAGCAACGUGCUCACCGCCUCGGUGUGAUCCACGAUCGUCUAUCGAAUGAGACGGAAGAGCAACGUGCCCACCGACUCGGAUUGAUUCGCGAUCGCUUAUCAAACGAAACACCUGAAACUCGUUCAGAUCGACUUAGUAGAAUGCAACAAGCUAAUCAAGCUUGUAGGGACAUCACAAAUGAACAAUCUUUUGAAGCGGCUAUUAAUAUUUUUGCUGAUGUACCAUGCGCCGUUUGUAAAAGAAGCCUUUAUCCUCAACAGCGUUCCAAUUUACGAGCAAAUAUGUAUAGUAUACUAUUACCUGAAGAACUGGUUGCUUUAGGUACAAUAACUACGUGCUCUCGAUGUAGCCAUAAUAUUAGGAAAAGCAAAAUUCCAACAACUGCAUAUUGGAAUAAAAUGAUGCCCGCAGAAGUACCGCCUGAAUUAGUCAAUUUGACGAGCGUUGAAGAACGAUUUUUAAGCCGCAUCGUACCGUUUUUAAAGAUUGUAAAACUUAAUAACCGGUUCAGUCAAAAUUGGUGUAAAGGGCAGGUCGUUCUAUUUGCAAAGGAUGUUGUGGAAAUUGCUGAACAGUUACCACUGACACCAAAUCAAGCUGGUUUAGUUUUGGUAGUGGAAAGUCUCGAGAACCUUUCAUGUUCUAAAGAAUUCGUCGUGGAUAUGCAAAGACUGAAUCGAGCAUUAACUUGGUUAAUUUCCAAUAACCAUCUUUACAGCGAUGUUCAGGUACAUUUUGAAACUACUUUAAAUAUUCCUCAUAUAUUACAAAUAGCUGAAAAUUCUAUUCCUGAACAGGAUGGCGUUGCUUCUGAAACUUUAUCACAACAUUAUAUCACUUUAAAUGACAACAAGGCAAUAUUACGCGGAUCAUUUAAUCAAGGUGAUUUACGAUUUAAUUUAUCUCAGGGUAAGCAAUGUACUGGGAUAGCGGCUGUUGCUUGUGCAGCAUUUAUUGUAUUAGAUCCAAACAAGUGGGCCAAAAGUGAUAUUGAUUACAUUGUAAUUAUUGGCGAUAAAUACUAUAAUGACUGCAUCGCUGCUAGAGAUAAUCCUGCGCCCGGCGAAGUAAAUCCUGAGUACCUUGCUGUUUCAGAUCUUAGUCCAAGACUUAUAUAUAAUAGACAAAAUUUAGUGAUCACAGUACUUGAGGAAACCAAUCAUAAUGGCCACAUAGACAAUGAUAAUACUUCCGAUGGAUUUCCUAAUUUAAAAAAUGCAUUAUUAAGUUUUUUCAGAGAACACUCCAAUGGGAUACUUACAGCAAACGCCAUAUCGAUAGCAGUGCAUUGCAGAACUUUAGGUGACAAUCAAACUUACUUUUUGUUUGAUUCCCAUGCAAGGGGUCCCAAGGGGGCUUCCGCUCCCAUAAAUGGUACCGCUUGUUGCAUGCGAUUUAGUGAACUGGAUGAUUUGCAUGCUAUUUUACGUCGCAAUUUAUUUGUGUCGCCAAAAAAAGUGCCAGAAGGAAACUUUCGAGAUAAUCUUAAUGUAUUCUCGUUAACAUCAUUAGUUAUAGCUCGAGACUCCCAAAGACAAACAAUUACGCCAAUAUUGGAACAAUCGUCAAGGUUAGAGAGUCCAACAUUUACACCAAACGAUUCCCUCCAACCGAUAAUACAAACAGCUCGAGACUCCCAAAUACAAACGAUUACGCCAAUAUUGGAACAUUCGUCAAGGUUAGAGAGUCCAACAUUUACACCAAACUAUUCCCUCCAACCAAUAAUACAAACAAGUAAUACCCUCCAAACAACAACACAAGUCAUUCAGUCUAUCCAAAAAACAGUUCCGGUAAAAUCAACCCAUUUUCAGUUGCCAUUACCAGUCCAUAACUCCUUAAGCACCAUUUAUAUCGAAUCAACAGGUAUGCUCCAAAAUAUAGACGAUAACGUACCUAAUUUAGAAAUUGUUGUUAAUAUGAAUAGCUCUUCAACCGAUGAUACAAUGAGAUUGGCCGCAAUCACAAGGAAAACUGCACCUCCCUUGAAUUUGGAACGUGAACGCCGUAUGGAGGAAUUAUCUUGGUAUUUUCUUUUUCCAAAUGGCAGGAAUGGCUUUGGCGAGGAAAGAGAAAAUGCGUGUACCCCCCUUGAUUACUUUCAAAACCGGGUAAUGAGUAUUGACAAGAGGUUCAACAGAAAUGAUUAUUUAUUUUAUGCUCUAUCCAUUGUUGAAUAUUUUCGUGCAAAAUCAAGCGUAUCUGUGUCAUGUAGGAUGCGACAAGGUCAUGGAGAGCAAACACCACAGGGACUUGUAGAUAAUAUGCAUCUCACUAUGAGAAAUAUUCGAGGAUCGGCAUCAUAUUGGCAGAAAUGUUGCUCUGAAUUGAUUGCCAUGGUUAGAACUUUAGGGCCUCCCACAUGGUUUUUAACAUUUUCCUGCAAUGAUUUAAAUUGGCCAGACAUGAUAAAAGCCUUGCUUAUCGCUGAUGGACGUGAUAUCGAUGACGUCGAUCGCCUGUCAUUCCCGGAGCGCUUGAACCUAGUGCAAAAACAUCCGGUAGUAUUAGCACGACAGUUCACAGUACGUGUUAACGCUCUCAUGCGAUUCUUAAAGAGAAAUAAAGAUUGCUUGGGUGGUCUUAUUGAAGAUUUUUGGUACCGAGUGGAGUUUCAAAACCGCGGUAGCCCACAUCUGCAUAUGUUAGUCUGGUGUAGUAAUGUUCCGAAUUUCACCACUCCAGAAGGAGUUGCUGUAAUUGAAAGGGUGGUUUCAUGUUCAUUAACUCCUAAUGACCUUGUGUUGCGCAAAUUAGUUGAGGAUUUACAGAUUCAUAAACACACUGCGACAUGCAAAAAAAAUCGCUAA
Messenger RNA from Parnassius apollo (apollo), 3576 nucleotides. NCBI's taxonomy places the organism in Eukaryota, Metazoa, Arthropoda, Insecta, Lepidoptera, Papilionidae. The record is from the annotation of a GenBank genome assembly.